Messenger RNA from Magnolia sinica, 931 nucleotides. Its product is annotated as nicotinamidase 1. The record is from RefSeq and is a predicted model, not a curated record. The transcript has 5 exons. Gene Ontology annotation, molecular function: nicotinamidase activity. Gene Ontology annotation, biological process: pyridine nucleotide salvage. Bases 44 to 778 code for a protein of 244 amino acids. NCBI's taxonomy places the organism in Eukaryota, Viridiplantae, Streptophyta, Magnoliopsida, Magnoliales, Magnoliaceae.
AUCUCUGCCUCUCUCUCUCAUCUCUUAGAUUUGAGUGUCAGAUAUGUUGGAGCUGUUGAAGGGUGAGAUUCCAUAUCAAGAGGGAGAAGAAGUUCUUGUUCUGUCAGAAGAUGUGAGGACUACGGGCCUUGUUCUUGUGGAUCUUGUCAAUGGCUUUUGCACUGUUGGAGCUGGGAAUCUGGCUCCAGCAGAGCCCAAUAAACAGAUAUCUGUGAUGGUCGAGGAGUCUGUACGGGUGUCCAGGAUGUUCUGUGAAAGGAAAUGGCCUAUUUUUGCUUUCCUUGAUACCCACUAUCCUGAUAAACCAGAGCCCCCAUAUCCACCUCAUUGUAUAAUUGGAACAGGAGAAGAAAAUCUAGUUCCAGCUCUGCAAUGGUUGGAGAAUGAACCGAACGUAACAAUCAGACGCAAAUCUUGCAUUAACGGGUUCGUGGGCUCAUGGGAGAAAGAUGGCUCUAAUAUCUUUACGGAUUGGGUGAAAGCCAAUGGAAUCAAAGUUAUUUUGGUGUUAGGAAUAUGCACAGAUAUCUGUGUUCUAGAUCUUGUGUCUACCUUACUAUCUGCAAGGAAUCUUGGUUUGCUACCUCCUUUGGAAGAUGUGGUGGUGCACUCAGGUGGAUGUGCUACGUACCAUCUCCCAGUUCAUGUUGCUAGGAAUAUCAAAGGAGCUUUAGCCCAUCCUCAGGAUGUGAUGCAUCACAUUGGUCUUUACCUGGCCAAGGGAAGGGGAGCAAAGAUAGUACAGGAAGUAUCAAUCAGUUCAUCGAUGGAGCUCUGAUUUAUAGGCUGGCUGGAACUAAGAGCUGCUUAAUACGUCAAUAUUUUAUUUUUAUUCCCUUGUAAAUUGUGAUUUACAUGACAGGCUUACAUUAUCGUAAUAAAGAAAUAUUUAUGCUAUGAUUUGGCAGUCUUAAGCUCGCUUGAUUUUCUA